Messenger RNA from Striga asiatica, 651 nucleotides. The record is from the annotation of a GenBank genome assembly. NCBI's taxonomy places the organism in Eukaryota, Viridiplantae, Streptophyta, Magnoliopsida, Lamiales, Orobanchaceae.
AUGGACAAAAUGUCCAUCACAUGCAGUGCUCGUGCCUCUUCCAUGCACAGCGGCCAGGCUAGUCCUCCGAAAACCCCACCUAAACCGCCGUCAAUUCCACCCAAAUCCCCACCGGAACCCUCGUCUCAACCCCCAUCAUACCCUCCCAAAACAUCGCCGCCCUCAUAUCCGCCCAACACGCCACCUGGCGGCGGCGCCGUCACGCCGCCAGCACCAUCCUACCCGCCGUCCGGCCAUCCGGGUUCUCCGGUGUACCCGCCGCCGAUUGGCCCGUCGCCAUAUUUCCCGCCGGGCACCGUUGGCCCGUACCCGCCGCCAAUUGGCCCGUCGCCGUAUUUCCCGCCGGGGAGCGGCGGCCUGACCCCGUUCCCGCCGCCGUCAGGGAACACACUCGUUCCGCCGACGCCGCCGCCACCCGGCGGCGGAGGAAACGGGCGAGACACGACCAUCAUAGCCGUGUGCGUGUCGCUAGGCGGGCUCUUCUUCCUGGCGUUCCUGGCGGUUGGGUUGUUUUGCCUAGCCAAGAAGAAGAAGAAGCCGAUCAUGGCGCCGGCCGCCGAGCCGUGCGAGCCGGAGGGAGAAGCCGGAAGCGGCGGAGGAGGAGGAGAGAUCAGCGGUGGCGGGGCGCACGGGGGUCAUGGUGGGUAUUAA